This is a messenger RNA of Daktulosphaira vitifoliae (grape phylloxera), 2487 nucleotides long. RefSeq lists its product as uncharacterized. The coding region runs from base 1 to 2487 and encodes 828 amino acids. The record is from RefSeq and is a predicted model, not a curated record. NCBI's taxonomy places the organism in Eukaryota, Metazoa, Arthropoda, Insecta, Hemiptera, Phylloxeridae. The transcript has a single exon.
AUGGUUGACCCUAAUUUGCAAGCUAGGGAUAGAGCUACCCUAAAGCGAACUGUGGCUAUUAAAAGCAUAAGGUCAAUCUUGGAGGUAGGAGUUAGUGCGGUAUCACAGCCUAACUUGGUGACCAAAUUUGUGGCUAUGAUUCAUGGUGUUGAUGAUUUGUGGAAGGCCUUUCAAGCACAAAAUGAUUUAGUAUUAGAUGCUCUAGUUAUUUUAAAUGAGAGUAGUAAUUUUCCAACUGAAUUGGAAAGUGAAGUAUUUGAUAUGGUGAGUGAGAUAUCCGCUUUAAUGGCGAAGUUUAAUGAGAGUAAUGGUAAUGCUAUUAAUGGAAACACUGAUGAUGGUGAUUCAAUGGUGACUUUAUUCCCUGGCCAAUCUUUCAAGAAUAACAAACUUCCAAAAAUUCCACUUCCCAUGUUUUCGGGUAAGUUCAUCGAUUGGCCUUCCUUUAGUGGCCGAUUUCUUACCCAAAUAUACAACAAUACUAGUUUGUCCAAUGAUGAAAAAUAUUAUUAUUUAUGUGGUUGUGUUAGUGGUGAAGCGUUAAAUGUUAUUAAGGGCUUUCACAUGUCACCGGACUGCUACAAACUAGCUUGGAAUGCACUUGAGGCAAAAUAUAAUAAGCCACGUCAAUUAGCUAAUUUAUUGGUGGAGAAAUUAAUAAGUGCAUCUCCGUUGGCUCAAGAGAAUGUUUCAUCGUUGAAUGAUUAUGUUGAAUUGUUUGAAGACAAUAUUUCUUUAUUAAGAUCAUUGUCUAUUCCUGAUGUUGGUGAAUUUAUUUUAUUCACAUUAGCUGUGAGGUGUCUACCUCUUAGUAGUAGAAAACUUUUUGAGGCAACCAAUAUUGAAAACUUCCCUGAUGUAGAGAGUCUGUUUAUGUUCAUACGAGAAAGAAUACGUGUACUAGAAAAUGCAGGUGGGCGAUACAAUAUCGUAGGAGCUAAAGUUGACCAGCGUAAACAAUUUUCUAAGCCAAAGAAAGAAUAUGUUGGGCGUGUGUCGUUUGUAGCUGCUAAAUCCAACGAAGUGCAUAAAUCAGUAUGUUCUGUCUGCUCUGGAUCGCAUAUUAGUUCUUCUUGUUCUCGGCUUCCAUCCAUGUCUUUAAAGGACCGUCAGACUAUUGUUCGGAAAAAGAAAUUGUGUUUUAAUUGUCUGGGCAUUAAUCAUUGGACUGAUCGUUGUCUAAGUACUGACCGGUGUGCUCAAUGUGGUCAGAAACAUCACACUUUAUUGCAUUUCAGUAAAGAGACUGAAAGGGAAGACAUGCCUGUAGCUUUAUCUACAGUGUCAUCAAUAAUUAACACACAUGAAGUAUUAUUAGGAACGGCUUUAGGUCACAUACGUGAUCAGUAUGGUAUAGCACAUCAAGUUCGCAUCCUUAUUGAUUCAGCGUCACAAAUAAGCGCUAUGACAGCAGCAUGUGCCAAGCGGUUAGGUCUGCAUGUGGCUAAGUGGACAGCUCCUGUUAAUGGAUUGGCUGGAGUAUCGGUUCCACAAGUACAAGGUAUUUUGAAGUGUGAUGUCACUCCUAGGCACUCAGAUGAUCCAUCUAUUUCAGUGCAAGCCUGGAUUUUACCAUCUAUUACCUGUGAUAUUCCUAGACGUCCCAUACCUGUUGAUAUGAAGAAACGUGUUGAACAUCUUGCCUUAGCUGAUCCAACUUUUGAUGUUAGUUCCAGUAUAGAUGUUUUAUUAGGUGCUGAUGUGUAUCCGCUUGUCAUGGAUGGUAAGCAAGUAUCUUUGGGCAUUUCUUUACCUGCAGCUUUUAGUUCCAUUUUUGGAUGGGUGAUAAUUGGCUCUGUUGGUGUAGCAAGUAAUUUGAAUGCACCGCAAGUUUGUGUGGCUUCUUUGUCAGUGUCAUUGGAAGAAUUGGUCUCUCGAUUUUGGGAGGUUGAAGAACCUGAAACCUGUGGUCCUCCUGUGACUGAAGACGAUAACUGUGAGGCCAUUAUUCAGAAAAAUAUGAACAUUGACGAUUGUGGGCGUUAUUGUGUUCCUUUGCCUUUUCGUCAUUCUAAUUCCAAGUCUCUGUUGAAAGGUUCUCGCAAGAUGGCAUUGAAACGUUUUGAAAAUUUAGAGAAACGUUUGUGUUCAAAUGAAACGUUAGCUGAAGCUUAUCGGUCCUUUAUGCGUGAGUAUGAAUCGCUUGGUCACAUGCAUGAGACUUCUAAAGUUGGUGACUACUAUAUACCACAUCACGCGGUUGUCAAACCCGGACUGGACGGUCAGGAUAUAAGGCUAAGAGUUGUUUUUGAUGCGUCAGCACGUGCACCAAGUGGAUAUUCACUUAAUGAUUGCUUAUUUCCAGGUCCUAAGUUACAAUCUGAUAUUGUCAAUGUGUUGGCUCUAUUCCGAACCUAUAAGUAUGUGUUUUCAUCCGAUAUCUGUAAAAUGUAUCGUCAGAUUAAUGUGUUGCCUGAGCAUCAAAGUUUCCAACAUAUCCUGUGGCGUGAUUCACCAGAAUGUGAUCUUAAAGAAUUUGAANGAUAG